Ostreobium quekettii is the source of this 1497-nucleotide messenger RNA. Lineage: Eukaryota; Viridiplantae; Chlorophyta; Ulvophyceae; Bryopsidales; Ostreobiaceae. The record is from the annotation of a GenBank genome assembly.
AUGGACUUGGGCCUGGCGCCGAUCGGGCGCCGGGCGUCAUGCCGGGGGGCCACGCGUCGCCGCGGGCGCUUGGCGAAGGCGCAGCGCCAGACGGACGUGCAGGGCGCGGAGACGGGCCUGGCGGAGUCGACGUGCCCGUCGCCCGGGCGGCCUGGUGUGCGCGAGCAGGGCGACUGCAGUUGUUCGCCCCACGUGGGGGCGGGGGACCUGGAGGGGAAGGCGGGGGAGUGGUCCUGGGCCACGCUUGGGGGCAAGUACAAGAUCCUGGCGGCGUCUGCGGGGGCGUUCAUCAUAUGCAACAUGGACAAGGUGAACAUGUCAGUGGCCAUCAUUCCCAUGGCCCAGGAUUUUGGGUGGGGCCCCUCCAUAUCCGGCCUGGUGCAGUCGUCCUUCUUCUUGGGCUACUUCCUGUUCCAGAUCCCAGGGGGCUACCUGUCCAGCCGCUUCUCUGGCUCAAGGGUGCUGCCCACAGGUGUGGCACUCUGGUCCCUCGCAACUGUGGGUGUGCCGAUGCUGGGGGCCACCAUACCCGGCCUGUGCCUCUCUAGGGCCCUGGUGGGCCUUGGGGAAGCAGUAUCGCCUGCUGCAGCCACUGACAUGGUCGCCAGGAUCAUGCCAAGGGAGGAGAGGUCUCGUGCGACAGCAUUCAUCUUUGCCGGCCUGCAUGUUGGCAGCCUGCUGGGGCUGCUCAUCUCCCCACUCUUGAUUGAGGGCUUUGGGUGGCCAGCAGUGUUCACAUGUUUUGGGGGACUUGGGCUGAUUUGGGUGGCAUGGUUCCAGUUAGUGCUCAGUGACGUUGUGCAGAAGGAGAAGGGGGUUGCGGAGGACCUCAAGGGGCGAGGCAUAUCAACAAAAGACCAGGAGCCCAUUCCGUGGAGCAGGCUGCUCAAGUCCCAACCAGUCCAGGCUCUCAUGUUCACCCAUUUUUGUAACAAUUGGUUUCAAUUCACGAUGCUGGCAUGGUUGCCAACGUACCUCAAGGACACAUUGGGUGUUUCGCUGGCAAACGCGGCUGAGUUGUCGCUGCUGCCACCGCUUGCGGCGAUCACCACAUCAGCCAUUGCUGGACCCCUCGCAGACUACCUCAUCUCCAAUGGUUGGAAGGUGGCCACUGUGAGGAAGCUGGCGCAGUGUGUUGCAUUCCUGGGGCCAAUGGUGUGCCUGGCAUGUGCAACCACAUCGGACACUGGCUCCUGGAAAGUGGGAUUCAUCACUGCCGCACUGGGACUCGCCAGCUUUUCUCUUGCUGGCUUGUACUGCAACCACCAAGAUCUCUCACCAAAGUAUGCAGGAGUCCUCCUGGGCAUCACCAACACCGCUGGAGCACUGCCAGGCAUCAUCGGUGUGGCCGUGACUGGAAUUUUGAUGGACCAGACUGACUCUUGGACACUCUCCCUCUUUGUGCCCUCCAUGAUUUUCUUUCUGGCAGGAUCCAUCGUCUUCACCCUGUAUGGUCGUGGCGACCUCCUCCAGUUUGCCGAUGACAGUGCGUCUUAA